This is a messenger RNA of Girardinichthys multiradiatus, 3567 nucleotides long. It is a transcript of the gene maneal, whose product is annotated as mannosidase endo-alpha like. The record is from RefSeq and is a predicted model, not a curated record. Gene Ontology annotation, molecular function: alpha-mannosidase activity. The transcript has 4 exons. Bases 1586 to 2914 code for a protein of 442 amino acids. NCBI's taxonomy places the organism in Eukaryota, Metazoa, Chordata, Actinopteri, Cyprinodontiformes, Goodeidae. Gene Ontology annotation, cellular component: Golgi apparatus.
UUGUCAGAAUGAAAGCCCCUUUUGAAAAUAACAACCUUUAGGCAGUUAAACAUACUUUUCAUUAGGCCCUCAUUUCUGUAUUAAACAUGUGUUUUUAUUGGUCUGAUGUAAUAUUCUAAUUUUCAAUGUUGAAUGAAUCAUCAUAGUUAACAGAAAUAAAGGCUUGAAAUCAUCAGUCUGUGUGGAAUUAAUCUAUAUAAUGUGUUUCACUUAGUGAUGGAUUUACUGUAAUAAAUAAACUUUUAAAUAAUAUUCUCAUUUAUAGAAUAUAACUGUAAAUGGUCUCAAAGCCUAAAAUAUUACCUUUUUAUAGAGGAAUUACUCCCUCUAUCUCUACAGACAGCUGCACACUGACAUUAUUGCUUUAAAGUCUAUCAGUUAUUAAAGCUUAUGGAAACUAUAAGCUGUUUUAAACGGAUGUUACUUAAUCAAAAUGUUGAAAAAAUAACAUCUAAAAUAGUUGUAUAUAGAAAUAGCUUUCAGCUCCAAAUAUCUUACCCUGUAAAUCUACAGUUCUCCUUCUUAGAUCUUCCCAGACUUACCUGUUGUUUGACAUCAUGCUCAAUCCAUUCCUUCUCCAAUGAAAAAUGGUGUUGAAACACCACUUUAAAGCUUUUCAGUGAAUCUUUGUAAAUCUGAGCCUGUAUGCAGAAUUUUGGAUUAUCAACUCAAAGUUGGGCACUCAGAUCUUGCUUCUAGGGGUCAUUGAAGUUUUAUGUUGAUAAGUUAUUCAAUCCUGGAAAAAGAACAUUUACAAGAAAAGAUUGUUAACAAUGGUAACAAUUAGCGUUCAUACCCUUAAUGAGUGUAAGUACAUCUAAUAGUAGGUGCAUAUUGCUAAUGUACAGGUAUCCAUUUAAAAAUGUACAAUUCUGAAAUAUUCUUAUGAUUUAUAGAAAUGAUGCAUUUCUAUAAGGAGCUAAACCUCUAAACAAACACAUGCAGAUCUGUUUGUUGGAACCCCUGGUAAAGAUGAAAGAAAAGUAUCUAACUAAAUUGAACUUUCAUUGCAGAGGUAUGAUCUCACACUGACAAAUGCUGUAAAAUCUACCCACUAAUUUUAUUCAGUGAUUUAUGUUAAAAAACAAUAUGAAAUUAUAAACCGCAGUGGGUUCAAUUUUUCCAAUUCUGCACGUUUCUGUUUCAGCGAUGGCCCCAAAGAAACACAUGAAGCUCCUCCUCCUCUUCCUCCUCCUCUUCCUCCUCCUCCUCGCGGCAUGAAUCGACCCUCAUAGUCUGAAUCUGUUUCCGGUCGGCCUUAAUCCUCCCUGCUGCUCCAUUACAGAAACAAAUAUAGCAUUCUGUCCUCUGCUUUUCUGACAGACACUGCAACAGCUCGAUGGGGAACGAGAGGUAAACAGGUUGGUGGCUGUUUUCAGACGAGAUACGGUGGUGCUGCUGCUUUAAGCAGAUGAUGGUGAACAGGAGACGUUGUCCUGAAGCUUUUUAGCGCAGCAUGUCCAGCUGAUGGAGGGGGAGACAGACCAGGUCCUGUGAACCAACAUCCAUGGCUCCUGGUGCGUUUUAAGGCAGAUUCUGCAGCGGCGCCUGUGUUCUCCCUGUGGCAGCACCACGGACAGCGACGAUGCCCCGGAUGCGCAGGAAGGCGUUCGUUGCUCUCUUCCUCUUCACUCUUUUCAUCUUCGGGACCAUGAUGGGGCUCAGGACGCUGAAACCCAGCGACGGCUUCUCGGAUCUGGCGCCCGGGAUGGAUUUCAUCGGGGAGAGGACCGAGAGGAAGCGGUUGGAUGAGAAAGACGCGCUGGCGUCGCCGGCCCAGUUCCGCUCCGGCGGCAGCGACACCAAGGUGGUUUUUACCAAAUCCGACCGGGAUUCCAGCAUCUUCUACGACGUCCACAUCUUCUACUACCUGUGGUACGGCUCCCCCAGCAUGGACAACAAGUACAUCCACUGGGAUCACCCGCUGGUACCGCACUGGGACCCGAAGAAUGCUGCUAGUCAUGCUCAGGGUAGACACACACCUCCGGAGGACAUUGCUUCCAGUUUCUACCCUGAACUGGGGCCCUACAGCUCCAGGGACCCAAAGGUGCUGGAGUCACACAUGGCCCAGAUCGAAGCAGCUGCAUCAGGAGUGCUGGUGUUGUCCUGGUAUCCACCUGGGGUGGCAGAUGAUCAUGGGGAGCCCACUGAGGACCUAGUUCCUGCUGUCAUGGACGCUGCCCAAAGGCACAGCAUCAAGGUGGCCUUUCACAUUCAGCCAUACAAGGGACGGACAGACCAGAGCAUGCAUGACAACAUCAAAUAUAUCAUUGACAAAUAUGGAAAACAUGGCGCCUUCUACAGAUUCAGGACUAGCACAGGGCGAGUCCUGCCACUGUUUUAUGUCUAUGACUCCUACCUUACACCACCUGAAUCCUGGACACAGCUCCUGACAACCAAAGGCUCACAGAGCAUCAGAGGGACGCCCUAUGAUGGAGUUUUUGUUGCCCUGGUUGUCGAGGAGCGCCACAAGCAUGACAUCCUAGCCAGCGGCUUUGAUGGCAUGUACACUUACUUUGCCUCCAAUGGUUUUUCUUUCGGCUCAUCCCACCAGAACUGGAAAGCCAUCAAAGCUUUCUGUGAUGCAAACAACCUGCUGUUUAUCCCCAGCGUUGGUCCGGGAUAUGUGGAUACUGCCGUGCGACCAUGGAAUAACCACAACACCAGGAACCGGGUCAACGGACGUUACUAUGAGACAUCCCUGCAGGCAGCGCUGUCUGCCAGACCUGAGAUUGUGACCAUUACCUCCUUUAACCAAUGGCAUGAAGGCACUCAGAUAGAAAGGGCUGUACCCAAGAAAACAAUGGAGCAUUUGUAUUUGGACUACUUGCCAAACCAACCAGACCAUUAUUUACAGCUGACACGUCAGUGGGCUGAGACCUUUAACAAGGAGAAGGACAAGUGGCUGAUGUGAACAUGGUUUCAGCUUCAUGCUGCAGGCUUUGAGAAUCACUGUGAGUUGCAGUAAAUUAUCUCUGUUGACUGUUGACCCUGGUGAUUUACCUCACCAACGUUUUCUGCUCAGUAUUUCUUCGUAAACUAAAACAGUAUGGUUACAGAGAGAAGUGUUCUUUUUCCUUCCCUGUUUUACUAAAAUAAAGACUGUUAUUUCCUGUACUUUCUUUCUGACCAAUUGAAAUGUCUGUCUGUUUACUAUCGGAGGAUUUUUUUUAUUGAUACUGGAAAGAGUCAAAUGUUAAAGAGUUAACAGUUGAUAGGUAGAAUGCUGCAGUGUGAGUAAGUGAGAUGAAGGUCGGUUAAAGUCUGCUUCCUCCUUCAGUUCCCUCCUUCCAACUGAAAGACAUCAACCCUAAACAGGACAACACAUUAGGAUUAGGAUUUGGUUUGCCCUUUUAAUGUACCAUAUACCCCGCUUAGUUUCCUGAUGAACUCAUUCAUGACCACACAUCAGAUUGAAAACACAUAUUUACAUAUAAAAUGACACUUAUCUUUUUUUUCUCAUUGUCUGGCAUUGAAUCAGAUGAAAUGUUUCUGUUGUACAUCAAUGAGCAUCAAAUAACAUUAUUUCUAUUUGCUAAAUGUCAAAAUAAAGUUUCUUUAACGUCA